AUGAGUCUGUUCCGCUUAGUCUAUGGAAAUGCUCGUCACCUUUCGGUAGAGGUGAAACACAAAGCUUACUGGGCUGUGAAGGAAUGCAACUCGGGAUUAGGGGGUGCUGAAAUCGAAAAGAAGCUACAACUGGAGGAAUUGGAGUGCCUUCGACUAGAAGCAUAUGAGAACUCAAGGCUCUACAAAGAAAAGGUGAAGGCUGUGCAUGACAAGAACAUCAAGAGAAGAGAGUUUAGAGCUGGGGACCUAGUCCUACUCUACAACUCAAGGUUGAGGUUAAUGCUAGGCAAGCUGAGGUCAAGGUGGGAUGGACCUUACGUGGUGGAGAAGGUGAAACCGUACGGAGUUGUCCACCUAAGUCACCCCUCAAGACCCACCUUCUUCAAAGUCAAUGGAUACUACAUGAAGCUGUAUCAUGGUGUGAAGAUGAAGAACAACAAGGAGCUGGAGAUCUUCCUUUUGAAGGAUCCAGCAAGGGAGGAGGACUGA
Messenger RNA from Arachis duranensis, 489 nucleotides. RefSeq lists its product as uncharacterized. Lineage: Eukaryota; Viridiplantae; Streptophyta; Magnoliopsida; Fabales; Fabaceae. The transcript has a single exon. Bases 1 to 489 code for a protein of 162 amino acids. The record is from RefSeq and is a predicted model, not a curated record.